AUGAACAGGGCACCCAUGCCUUUCCCUCCCCCACAGGCUGCAAAGUGCGACAUCCCACAGAUGAACCAAAACAAGUUGCCAUCUCGAGUCGUGGUUUCUCGGGUGAUAUCCAUUGGACAUGACUUCACACCCGCCUUUGUAGAUUUAGGCAGACAGUCGGUGGUAGGACGAGGCGCUCCACUUAUAAACCUUGGGGCGCGGGGACCACCGACCAGGAAGAUCAUCACGAGCCUGUCUGUGCACGACAGUGUUCCCCUAAAGAAAUCAGGGAAUGCCUGGAAACCAGGCAUGAAUAGGGUAAGUAUCCCAGCGGAACCAGAGUCCCAUAUAACACAGGACCUGUUCAAGAAGGUCCGCAGCAUCCUGAACAAGGUGACGCCUGAAAAGUUCAAGCAGCUGAUGAAGCAGGUGUGGGACUUGACCAUCGACACGGAGGAGCGGCUCAAAGGAGUCGUGGACCUGGUGUUCGAGAAGGCCAUCGACGAGCCCAGCUUCUCUGUGACCUACGGGAACAUGUGCAGCUGCCUAGCCGAGCUCACAGUGCCCACAACUGGUCAUCCCAACAACACAGUGAACUUCCGCGAGCUGCUGCUAAGCCGCUGUCAGAGGGAGUUCGAGAAAAACAAGGUGGAUGAUGUGGCGUUUGAGACGAAGCUGAAGGAGCUGGACUCUGCUGCAUCGGUAAGUACGGAGCGUGACCGACUUCAGGUAGAGCUGCAGGAAGCCAAGGACAUUACUCGGCGGCGUUCUAUCGGGAACAUCAAGUUCAUCGGGGAGCUCUACAAGCUCAAGAUGCUAAAUGGAACCAUCAUGCAUGACUGCGUGGCCAAGCUGCUGAAGAACCACGACCAGGAGUCUUUGGAGUGUCUCUGCAGGCUGCUCACCACCAUCGGCAGGGACCUUGACUUUGAUGAGGCCAAGCCUCGGAUGGAUCACUAUUUUAACUGCAUGGAAACAAUCGCCAAAGCGAGUCAGACGUCGUCUCGGAUAAGGUUCAUGUUGCAGGACACUAUAGACCUGAGACUGCAAAACUGGGUGCCUCGAAGGGCCGACCAGGGUCCAAAGACCAUCGAGCAGAUCCACAAGGAGGCAACCAUUGAAGAGCAGGAGGAGCAGAGAAACGUGCAGCAGCAACUCCUCACCAGUGAAACCAAGAGCCAGCCAGAUCCAGAGGAGCAGGAAGAUCAGCUCGCACAGGGGGAGGAGACCUGGAAGACCUACGACCCCAGCAAGAUGCCAAAGUUCUGCAAGCCUCAAAUGGACGAGAACACCUAUUUGGGCCCCCCGUCUCAAGUCACAUGGGUGAAGGGCUGCAGUGGAGGAGCCAAGGCCAUUGACUCAGCUCCAGAAGUGCAGCAAGUUGGUGAGAAGUCUUCCUCACCUGGGCUCGUGCAGCCUGAAGCCCCUGUGGAGAGACUGGAAGCUCAGUCCACUCCUCCCACAGGUGAACCAGAGCUUCCCCUCCCCUCCAGUCAAUGCAGGACAGGCAGAAAGCGCAGAUUUCGCAGAAAGCGCAGUGACAAGCAGCAGAUCUCUUCGCCGACAACGUCUCUGCCUGAUCCAAUCACCAGGGGAAACAGUUCAGAGGAGCAGCUGGAGAGUCCAACCCCACAGAGUGUCACCCAGGACCCUGCACCUGAGCCAGAGACUAGCAGAGCUCCAGAGCCUGAUGAAGCACCAGAAGUGCAGCCAGUUGGUGAGAGGUCUUCCUCACCUGGGCUUGUUUUGCCUGAAGCCCCUGUGGAGAGACUGGAAGCUGAGUCCACUCCUCCCACAAGUGAACCAGAGCUUCACCUCCUCUCCACGCUCAGCACACCUAUCAAUCUCCCACUCCAGGAGUCCAGGACUGAGCUGGAGACGGCGGCCCAUGAGCCAACUCUCAUGCCCCCUGCUGCACUCCAGCCCCAGGCCUCUAGUCCUGCUGACAGAGAAGCCUCCUCUGAAACUGUGGCUUCUUACAUGAGGCCACAGGUUCCCACUCCUCCUCAGACACCAGACUCUGACGCCAGGAAAACUCUGGAAAGUCAAUGCAGGACAGGCAGAAAGCGCAGAUAUCGCAAAAAGCGCAGCGACAAGCAGCAGAUCUCUUCACCGACAUCGUCUCUGCCUGGUCCGUUCACCAGGGGAAACAGUUCAGAGGAGCUGCUGGAGAGUCCAACCCCACAGAGUGUCACCCAGGACCCUGCACCUGAGCCAGAGACUAGCAGAGCUCCAGAGCCUGAUGAAGCACCAGAAGUGCAAGCAGUUGGUGAAAGGUCUUCCUCACCUGGGCUUGUUUUGCCUGAAGCCCCCGUGGAGAGACUGGAAGCUCAGUCCACUCCUCCCACAAGUGAACCGGAGCUUCACCUCCUCUCCACGCUCAGCACACCUAUCAAUCUCCCACUCCGGGAGUCCAGGACUGAGCUGGAGACCGCGGCCCAUGAGCCUUCUCUCGUUCCCCCUGCUGCACUCCAGCCCCAGGCCUCUAGUCCUGCUGACAGAGAAGCCUCCUCUGAAACUGUGGCUUCUGACAUGAGGCCACAGGUUCCCACUCCUCCUCAGACACCAGACUCUGACACCAGGAAAACUCUGGAAAGUCAAUGCAGGACAGGCAGAAAGCGCAGAUAUCGCAAAAAGCGCAGCGACAAGCAGCAGAUCUCUUCACCGACAUCGUCUCUGCCUGGUCCGUUCACCAGGGGAAACAGUUCAGAGGAGCUGCUGGAGAGUCCAACCCCACAGAGUGUCACCCAGGACCCUGCACCUGAGCCAGAGACUAGCAGAGCUCCAGAGCCUGUGAAACCUGAGCCUGUUGUCCAGAUGACAGAGAAACCUGUUCGGUCUGCUGAGAUGAUCCAAAGGAAGAGCCUCCUCGAGGAGUUCCUGCACAUGAACAAUUCAAAGUCGGACGCCUGCAGCUCUGAGGCGACUCUGUCCGACAGAAGCUGGUCUCCUGGGGACCUGACACAUCAGAUGGAGAGACACCUGCUGGAGGACAUGUCCAGAGAAAAGGAGAUCUUCAACUGUGUGAAGGAGAAGCUUGAUAGGUCUCAGCUGAGCUCGUCUCACUACCUGAGGGAGUUGAUGACGGCUGUGUGCAAGGCAGCAGCGAAAGAAAACACCAGCUGUCGCGUGCACACGGCCCUCAUUCACAACAGACUGCCUUUAUAUCUCAACUACCGUGACUCAGAGAGUGAGCGACAGCGGCAUGCUCUUCAGGAGCUUCAGGCGCUGAUGGUCACCCUCGAUCAGCCUCCAAACCUCCUCCGGAUCUUCUUUGAAUGUCUGAAACAACAGGAAGUCAUCUCAGUGGACGUGUCCUGCAGGGGGGGGACGAGUAAAGACCCGGCUGAGCAGCUGGGGACGGGCGUGGCCCUGAAGACCGUCACGGACUUCUUCACCUGGCUGCGGGAGGAGGAGUCUGAAGAUAAUUGA
Messenger RNA from Pleuronectes platessa (European plaice), 3411 nucleotides. RefSeq names its product eukaryotic translation initiation factor 4 gamma 3. NCBI's taxonomy places the organism in Eukaryota, Metazoa, Chordata, Actinopteri, Pleuronectiformes, Pleuronectidae. Gene Ontology annotation, cellular component: eukaryotic translation initiation factor 4F complex. Bases 1 to 3411 code for a protein of 1136 amino acids. The record is from RefSeq and is a predicted model, not a curated record. Gene Ontology annotation, molecular function: protein binding; mRNA binding; translation initiation factor activity. The transcript is spliced from 20 exons.